CCUGCUGCCCCCGGGGGCUGCAGCGCUAGACACUUCCUCCUUGUGCUGGCACGGCCGGGCAGCCGGCUCCCCCCCGCAGCCGCAGCCAGAGAAGACGCUCAGCUGCUGUGGAGCCGAGAGGAAGAGGCCUAGCACCCUCGCUGCGGUCUGAGCCAGGCUUUGGCGCAGUCCUAGCGAAGCAGAAAACCCGGCUUCCCGUGUGGAAAACGCUGAAGAAACCUCAUGCCGCCUUGGGCAGCUGAACUGCGGUGACAGGCAAGUGCUGAGGAACCUGGCACAGCCCUGUGCACCCGCUCUUGCUCGCCGGGCUUGGACCCCAGUGGGGGAGAGGGUAUGUGAGCACCGUGGGGGGCCAAGCUGCCUCCUUUCUCCCAUUCUUUAAUUCUCCCAAGUGUUGCGUCUGCCAAAGUCUGGAUGUGGGAAAGGCUCCGGUUGUUUCUGUGAUGCGACUUCAGAUCUCAGCGUGCAGGGGACCUGGACCCAGCUCACACGCUCGUCAGGCUGGACUGCCGCUGCGAGCCAGCUACCCAAAGUCAGUCACUGAACCUGAAGCAUCGCUUGGUUGCUUCUAGGAGGAUUGUGUGCGGGCUGCAUUUGUGGUGGUCACUCCUCGUCAGAUCCUGUAAAGCUAACUGCUGGAGCAUGGCAGUAAAGGGAUUUUGAACCCCGAGCUACCAUCAACCUUUUAAAAAGACACGUAAGAAACUGACCUUUCAAACUGGACAAACUACAUUUAAUCUGGAUACAUACCACAGAUUAAGGACAAUCCUUCCCUCUGCAAAGAAAAGGGAACUAGGGCUAUGUUGCUACUGGAGGAGGGGUAGAAUAUUAUUUGCAAGAGCAGCAGUUAUGGGCUGACCCAUAAGGAUGCUCCAGGACAGAGUGAAGCUAAUAGUAACUGGGGAUGACUUUGGCUAUUGCCCAAGGAGGAACCAAGGCAUUGUGGAGUGUUUUCUAGCUGGAGCAGUUUCCAACGUUUCUCUUCUGGUCAAUGGCAGUGCUGCAACAGAUGCAGCACAGCUGGCAAGGAGGCAUAACAUCCCAAUUGGCCUGCAUGCCAACCUCUCUGAGGGCUCCCCAGUCUGUGAAGUCCUCAAGAAGAACUCCUCUCUGCUCAACGAGGACGGGUUCUUCCAUGGAAAGAUGGGGUUCCGGAUGGCUCUAGCAAAAGGCCUCCUGAAGAUGUCAGAGGUGAAACAGGAGCUAAUGGCACAGCUUGACCUGUUCCGUGAACUGACGGGUCACAUACCACACCACAUGGAUGGACACCAGCAUGUCCAUGUUCUUCCAGAGGUCAGGCACGUGUUCGCUCAGGUAUUAGAAGAAUAUGGCAUCAAGUACACACGUGUGCCGAUAGAACCAGGCCUUCACAGCUGUGACUGGAUAGAGCCACCACUGAUGGAUUUUUAUCUGGGAGUAGAACAGGAUUCCUUUAACACGGUCAAUGUGUUUACAAGGCAUGGAAUAAGAUGGCCUGACAUUUACAUUGGUUUGAGUACCAUGGGCAAGAACAUGUCUAUCAAUAAUAUUCAGUGCGCCAUCAAUACUGUCCUAACAGCUUUCGCUGCCAAGAAAAACCCAUCUGCUGAUGCCAAGCCAUUUUCACAUCAAGAUGAACAAAGCAGAACAGUAACAAUUGAGCUGAUGGUACAUCCAGGGUACCCCAGCAUCCCUCCUGUUGGAGGUUGUGGAGAAGGACCAGAUGAUUUUUCACAGUCAUGGGAACGCUUGCACGAACUCCAGACUUUAAUGAAUCCUGAGUUACAAAGCUAUUACAAAACAAGAAACAUUGAGCUUUGUGCAUUUAAAGAUCUUUAAGCAAAUGAGAACAUACAGAUACGUUUGUACUUUGCAGACCUGUAGCUGACAGUGUAUUUAUUAGGAAGCUAGGCUAGUUAACACUGUUUGCAUGUACUAUCCUUGAAGGAUGAUGGGGGCUGCAAAUGGACUGGCUGCAACAUAAUUCAGUGAGAUCAGGAAUGCCUAGACUCUCCAAAACACCUUCUAGCAAUAUCACAGAGCAGAUAUCUCUGUCAGCUUUUCAAGCUGCUGCAGCCAGUUUGAAAGCAGUGGAUUUCUUUUGUGCACCCAGUUCAUUCUAUACCAAGAUUUGACCUGGAAACCAAAUUUCUGCAGCUAUUGUGACAAAUAGCACAAGCACCAUGUCUACACUUCCUGAAAGAUUGAGUGAACAAACAGGGAUUGGUUACAAUAAACAACAAGCCUGGAAAGCAAAAACCUGUGCAUGACACUGCUGACCUGAAGUAAAGGCCUGGUAACUUUGACAACUUCAGUUUGUAAAGUACUUACAUAUAUACAGAUUGCCCCAUUCUCUCUUCUCAUAGCAUCUGAUGAAGUAGGUUGUUGCCUGUGAAAGCUCAUGCAUCUCUGAACCAGAUAGUUCCUGAUUUUAGACUGACAGGGCUGUGCACCUUUCUGCAUUCUCCUUUCAUUCUUUUACUGACACUGCCCAACCCUUUCCAAUGCCUUCCAUGAUUAAAGAGAAGCUUUUUUUCAGACUAUUUCUUCCAUCAGAGUAAGUAGAUUGUUUUAUUAGGUUAUUGACACCCUCACUUGUACCAAAUAUAGGUAGAAUUACUGUUGCUUCUAUUUAAGUUGUCUCUUGGCAUUAAGCCUUCAAAAGUAACUUCAGGGAUAGCAUUGGAUAACUUUACAUGAACAGCAACUGUUGACUCAUCUGCUGUUUCACAGUACUUGUUCUCUGCAGCCGUCCCCAUUGAAUUUUCAUGAGCGAUUUGCCAGGAUGUCCACUUGCCAAACAGGAGGGGAGUCUGAGGUUUAGAGAAGGGAGAAGUAAAAAACAAAAUGAAGGAAAAAUUUGUGACAGCUAUGCAGGCAUUUGAAUUUCAACAGCAUGUACUACAGUCAAAGUUGCAUAGGGAUUUUAAAAAAUGUAACAAACUACUGGUCUGUGACCUUCUGAACAAUACUCCUUUACGUUUUGUAUUUUCUAUGGUUAGUUUCUGACAGAAUUAAAUAGUUUAAUUCUAGCCUGUUUUACUCAAUUGUUCCAUGACUUAUCAAAAAAUGCACUACUUUCAAGUCUGACCAUCUUCUUUCCUUUGUAAUUACUCAAACAUUCCAACAAGGCUUUGAUAUAUCAGGAAAUUUUAACCAUUUGGAAAAUAAUCUGUAGAAAAAACAAAGUUUACAAGUGUUUGCUCAGACUAUGGCUGCACACAUUUGGCUCUGAAAAGGCAAACUUUGGCUUCUGCUAACGCACUGGAAACGUCUAAUAACUAUGGAAAAAUAUGGAAUACUAACUUUUAUAUAUUAAGCAAGUCUCAGAUCGUUUCAUGAUAUUUUUGCCAACGCUCUGCCAAUACCACAGGUGUACAGUUUUCUGCCCCUGAUUCUAAUUACAGUCCCAAAUACAGCAACGAUGACCAUAACGGUUGACACAAAUUAACAAAAGGAACUAAUUUGUAGACUAUGAUUUCUCCAACUUAACUUUAUGGUAAAAGACUAGGCUUUCCUUUGGGCAGUAAAGUUUACAGGGUGUUCAUUGCAAUAAAGCUGCAUAAAAGAAUAGGAUUGGAGGACUGCAGCUGUCAAUAAGUGCAGGCCAGGUGGUAAAGCACUGUUAGAAGUUUGAGCACCACCUAGGGGUGGUGAUAUUUUUCAUAUGCAGUAACAUCCCUGAAGGCAAUGCAGAUUAUCUGAGACUGUAUCUCCAAUUUUAUAUAACGUGAGCUUGUUUUGCUAAAUAUUGCUUUUUUCUGUUUAAAUGAUCACUUAUUAUUCAAAGCUGUGAAGUUGCUUGAUCACAGUUAUCAAGACUUGCAUUACUUUUUCUACGUAUUGUACUUUUAUCUGUGUUCGUUUUCUGCUUCCUUUACACUAUGACUGAGCACUGUGAAAUCUGUGCGACUGUGGCCUUACAGUAAUUCAGUUUUAAACUGUGAACAUUAGUGUCCAUAUCUUUUUAAUAAACAGGACAAAGCCCAGGCUUUUAAAACCAAAUGAGAGUUUAAAGCAGAAGUGGGUAAAAUACUGCCCAUGGGCUGGAUCCAGCCUGUCAGUUGAAUUUAUCCAACCUGCAGAUAGGCAGCACAGGUGGCAGCACUGUCCAAGCCCUGGGCAAGCCACACUCAAGCCUCCACCUCUGCAGCUCUGGCUCUAGCCUCUGCUGGUGCCACAGGGGAUGCUGGGCAGAAGCAGCCUGUCUGCCUAGCACCAAAGGCCAGAGCUAGAGCUAUCACCCACUAGCAGAUGCAGGGGCUCAAGCAUGGUUUGCCCAGGGCCUGCCCCGUGGUGCCAUUUGGGUGUGUGGGAUUGCUUCUGUCCAGCAUCCCUUAUGGUGGCUGGGAGAAGCAGCUCCUUCAGGCCCUGGGUGAACCGCACUCAAUCCCUGGCCUCUGCUGGCAGGUGGUGCCCAAGGCUUGCACGACCAGACUGCAACUCCCAGGGGAUGAUGGGCAGAAGCAGCCCUGCCCACUUGGCAGUACAUGGCACCCCACCUGGCACUGUGUGCUGUGCUCCAAUUCUGGUGGCUCCAGCCAUUGGGUGGAUGGGCAGGGCUGCUUCUCCCCAGGAGCUCUCAGGGCCUGAGCAUGUCUUGUCCAUUCCCUGCCCGCAGGGGAUGGACUCUGGCUGUGGUCCUUCAUGCUGGCACAGCCUGCUCUGCCAUCAGUGGAAGCCACAGGGUCAGGGGUUGGGUGUGCACGUGUGCCAGGAGCCCUGAUGGUGAGGCAGGACAAUGUGGAGACCCAUAGCCAGGCUCCAUACCCCACCCCUCUAGCUGCAAACGUGGUUGGCAGGUGCUAGCUCUGAGCACUGGAAGAGGGGGAAGGGGCAGGUGGACUGGGGAGGGUGCGCAUGUAUGUGCAUACGCGGCCCUCAACAGCUCACCAAAGCUCCCUAAGUGGCCCUCCAGCCCAAGUAAUUGCCCACCCCUGGUUUGGAAACAUAAGUAAAGAACUACUUUGAGAUAAUUUAAGUACAGAAACUGCCUUAGCUGAACUACAUUUAUGUACUAAGGAAAUAAAGUGAACUCUUAAGAGCAAUAUAAUUUGAUAUUAAAGACACAUGCAAAACCACCAACUAUGAACUUCACUUUUAGAAAGUUUCUUUACAAACUCAGUCUCUGGAAAUAAACCAUGCCACAAAGCCUUUGAGAGCAUUUUUAUUAAGGGUAGCAGAAUGGAAUUGCAGAAAGCCUGUACCAAUACUCUUGGGCAUAUAGCUUCACUAGCACGUUGUAAUUUUGGGUCUUAAACUGCAUGUUUAGAAUGCAACUUGGCUUUGGGAACCAGACAGGACAACAGUUUGAAUUCCUGAGUUAACACAGGAAAGUCUUAGUACUUUUCAUUUUUCUAUUCAUACUUCCCAUACAGUACAUUGGUAUUUGGUCUGCAUCUUUUCCAAAGAGGGUCAUCUAUAAGUAAAAGCUACCAUUAGUGUCACACAUCUUAUGGUUUAGACACUGGACUAUGAAGAUAGCAAGAAGAGAAAUGAGGUUGAUAUUUUUCUUCCACUUGACCCCUAAACAUUAGAUUCAAAUGAAUGGCAUGACAUUGCUAUAGGCUGAUGUAACUUUGAACUGCAGCUCCUGGAAGUCCCCAAACUCCUCAGUUCCCUUUCAGUGAUAUCUAAGUGGCACUGAUUCACAUAAAUGCAGCAUUUAACCUGAGAGGUUUACAAUCAGAAGGUAUAUUCACUACCAUGUACAAACAAGGGUGACAAACAAGUGCUAUAGUUUUUAUAAAUAUAAAAGGAAAAGUUAGGGAAUGGCAAAUUUCCAUGCCAACAGAUGUGAUCAAUAGGAGAAACAGAACAGUGGCUCAUUUAGGUAUCUGAUGCAGAAGUUACACACACUUCAGUUUGACAGAUAAUUUGGCAAUUUUUUUAUUAUGAAUGUGAGUGAGCGUGAAUGAAACAAAAUCAGUAGCAACUAUCUGCAAAUGAAGACACAAAGAUGUGAAAAAUUUGGUAAUAGUG
Messenger RNA from Gavialis gangeticus (Gharial), 5961 nucleotides. RefSeq names its product YdjC homolog (bacterial) (gene YDJC). The transcript is spliced from 6 exons. Bases 868 to 1818 code for a protein of 316 amino acids. Gene Ontology annotation, biological process: carbohydrate metabolic process. NCBI's taxonomy places the organism in Eukaryota, Metazoa, Chordata, Crocodylia, Gavialidae. The record is from RefSeq and is a predicted model, not a curated record. Gene Ontology annotation, molecular function: deacetylase activity.